AAACCAACAAGUUUAGACUUAUGGUAUGGCCUUGCUAUUUAUACGAUCAACAGGUUCUGAAUGAAUUCACUCAUGGCAAACAAGAGAAGGUAAACAAGACUGAGUUUAAAGAGGUUCUCUCAGAUAUUCUACUAGGCAUGGCUGCUGGUUUGAAGCGAGACCCAAUUGUGAUCCUCCGUAUUGAUGGGGAAGACCUUUUAGAGUUCAUCAAUGGACCAAGCUAUGAAGCAGAGAUGGUGUCUAUAUUUACUCAGAUAGAGUCACCUGAUGCAUCCCUUCGAGAUUACAUUAUAAAGGCUUUUGAAAAACUUUCUGUUGAUCAAGGGAUGCCCCCUUCUUCUGAUUCUUGGGUGCUGAACAACAUUGUAGAACCAGCUCUGCAAUCUUGCAGUGCAAUUGAUCAAGACAAACUUGUAUCACAAGAAGUUUUCUUGACAGAAUUUAAAAAAGUAGCAGAGUGUGUGGCUCAACGUCUCCAAGAGCAGCCUGUGAUUGUUGCCCAUAGUGAAAACACCUUUGAUGGAAGUGGCAUCAAGAGACUGCUGUCCAAUAAGUUUGAACUAGAAAAGUCAUUGAACACAGCACUAGAGAAUGUCCCAAAAGAUAAAAACGGAACAAUAUCAAAGGAGUUUCUACAGCUGGUACUAGAUGCUGUGGCUCCAGCAGCUGGUUUGCCUCCAGUUGGUGCGGUGGAGCAGAUUGACAAGGUUGUUGCGGAAUCAUUUAAGAUGUUGAAUGCGGAUGAUGGCAAGACGGUUAAAGAAGAUGAGUUCAGGAAAAUAUUGACUGAAAUCCUUGGGAGUAUAAUGCUGCAACUAGAGGGCAACCCUGUCUCAGUUUCUUCCAAUUCAGUCGUGCACGAGCCUCUUUCGUCUUCUUCCUCGCUCUUGCAGUCGUCUUCUUAGUUAUAUAUGUCGUAGAUUACUGAUAAAUAACCAUAUAUCGAACAAACAAAAUUAAAAAAACAAAAUGCAAUAAAUUUUGGUUUGGUAAAUUAUGUAUCAGUAGCUCAAGUUUGUUGUGCAGUUUACUUGUGUUGUGUUAAUAAAUUGUUUAUUUCUUU
Molecule: messenger RNA, 1063 nt
Organism: Rubroshorea leprosula
Lineage: Eukaryota; Viridiplantae; Streptophyta; Magnoliopsida; Malvales; Dipterocarpaceae
Source: the annotation of a GenBank genome assembly